AUCUCACUCAAAUUCAUUUAAUUCGUAUCGAUUAAUCGUGUCGUAUCGAAGGUUAACAACCCUACAUCUAUGCUUACACCCCAACUAAUCCCGGUGUUUUUGAGGAAGAAGUUUCAAUCCCUAUUAUUGAUUUUUCCUUGCUCACCUCUGCUGUUCCUGAACAGCGCUCCAAAGCCAUACAAGACCUUGACAAAGCCUGUCAAGAAUGGGGCCUCUCCAUGGUGAUCAAUCAUGGUGUACCUGAGUGUCUGCUGAAGGGGAUCAUCGAUGCGAGUACGGAAUUUUUCAAUCUUAAAAAGAAGGAGAAAAAGGAGUUUGCAGGAAAGAAAAGUUUAGACCCAAUCAAGUGCGCCGGAUCAGUUUCUCUAUCCCAACAAACCUAUAGGUUUGAGCGCUCCAAAGCCAUACAAGACCUUGACAAAGCCUGUCAAGAAUGGGGCCUCUCCAUGGUGAUCAAUCAUGGUGUACCUGAGUGUCUGCUGAAGGGGAUCAUCGAUGCGAGUACGGAAUUUUUCAAUCUUAAAAAGAAGGAGAAAAAGGAGUUUGCAGGAAAGAAAAGUUUAGACCCAAUCAAGUGCGGUACAAGCUUGACUACUUCAAACGGCAAAAUUUUCUUGUGGAGAGAUUUUCUAAAGCUCUUUGUGCAGCCGGAUCAGUUUCUCUAUCCCAACAAACCUAUAGGUUUGAGGUACAGAUAUAUUCAUCACAUCCUCUCAUUCACUUAG
Molecule: messenger RNA, 725 nt
Organism: Ilex paraguariensis (yerba mate)
Lineage: Eukaryota; Viridiplantae; Streptophyta; Magnoliopsida; Aquifoliales; Aquifoliaceae
Source: the annotation of a GenBank genome assembly